UGGUGAUUCAUGGUAGCGAAGGAAAAGCGCAGGGCUUUUUUCGUGGUAAUAGUGGGCGGGUCUCCUUUCGAUGUAAAGGCCUUCGCAUUCCUAAUCCGCCCCACCAACCACGAACGGCUUAGUUUGCCCCAGCUUGGUGAAUCCCCGCGCAGCGACAUAGUUUGUGCGCCCUUUACCGUUCUCGCUCAGUGUUUGCAACGGCUGGGGAGGCAGUCGUAGAAGCAAAGUCUAUCGCCAUGCCAUUCCAUCAAAUACGACAACAAACUUCUCUACAAGUUUACUAUGCUAGGUAAAUCUUAAAUGCAGUUAUUUAACAAACAUGUUAAUUUUGCAAUUGACCUGUUUGAUAUUUGUACACUGCAUAUUUUAAGUGAAGUCUUAUUUUUCUUUGAAAAAAAAUAUGGAAUACUUCUGGAUAAGGAUACUUUAAGUAAUUUAAUUUCUCAUUUAUUCAAAAUUUUAAUUUCUAAGAAUAAAUUUUAUUGGAAGUUUGUAAUUAGCAGACUUCACUAAAAAUCUCCGAGGGAUCAAUUUGGAAUUUGACCAAAACUUUGAUUUUUAUCAAACGUAGGUUAAAAUUUCAUAAAUGUUUAUGUUUAGAUUUCGUAUACUUUUUUUAAUUAAAUUAUUUUUUACUUUGUAGAUUUCUUCCUUAGUUUUAGACUAUACAAAAAUAAAUAGUAAAAGUAGGUUGAUGUUUCAUUUGGUUAUAAAAGACUAGUUGUGAUUUCAUUGUCGUUUAAGAUAUUUUGCAUUUUAUUAAAUAAAUAUUUUAUUUUUUUUCCUUAUAUGAAAAAUAUAAAUAAAUAGUCUAGUUUUAUAAUUAAAAUCAAAAUUUUGAUUAUGUUCAAGUAAUUAAAAUUCCAUUAAGUAAUAUUUUUUUGUUUCAUUAAAAAUAUCGUGUUUCUAGUGUUAUUUUAGAAUUUAAUUAUAUCUAUUUAAGUUUAAUAUUGAUUGUAAAAUGCGUUAAUUGUAUAAAUAAUUAUAUUCACAUUAAAGGCUACUGGCUGAAGAAAUAUAUUAAUAAGAAUAUAAAUAUAUUUUUUUAAUUUGUAUAAAAAAAUAUGAAAAAUGACAUUGUUCUUUUUUUAACGUCUAAAUGACAUUGUUCAUACAGUGGAGGAAGUACCAUUUAUUGGACUAUUUCGUCGCAAGAAUUAAGAAAUUGUCAUUAUUACACGCUAAUAAGAGAUAUUCAGUUAACCAUAAUUUAAUUCAGAGCUCCGAUUGAUGAAACGUCAAUCAAAAUAUUUUUGUCAACUAUAAUAGAAGAAGUAAUCUUCAUAUUUGAUGUUGCCAAAAAAAAAAAAAAUCUUCAUAUUUGACCAAAUAAGAAAGAGAAAUAAUCUUAUCUCUACCCCACCAACUAUAUACUAUAUAUAAAAACUAAAAAUGUAAUCACAAUUUAAUUAAUUUAAAUAAAUACAUUUUCUCACCUAAUAAAAUAAAAUCAAAUCUCUAUCUCUCUCGUCUCAGGAAAAUAUGGAGAAAAAUUCUUGGGCGGAUCAAUGGGACAACAGCAAUCAAGCUUCUGGAAAAACGACAGAUGACGGUAAAAGCGGCGCUGGCGCGUCGGGAAAAUACAAAGAGAAGGUGGAGGCUGGAUUGGGGAAGACGAAAGCGGUGGCGAGUUCCGGGUUGAAGAAAGUCAAGAUAGGAACCUCGUUGGGUCUCAAUUGGGUCAAAGACAAGUAUAACAAAACCACCACCACCAAGAAGAACUGAUAUUCAUCUCCUUUUGUUACAUUAUUAUUACAUUUGGAUUCGUGUGAUCUUUUUAUGAUUAAUGGUGUGAAUUGUUUGAUUUUGCGAAGAUUGAAGUAUACUUGAAAACC
This is a messenger RNA of Brassica rapa (field mustard), 1835 nucleotides long. RefSeq lists its product as uncharacterized. The record is from RefSeq and is a predicted model, not a curated record. NCBI's taxonomy places the organism in Eukaryota, Viridiplantae, Streptophyta, Magnoliopsida, Brassicales, Brassicaceae.